Messenger RNA from Danio rerio (zebrafish), 3843 nucleotides. The record is from RefSeq and is a predicted model, not a curated record. Lineage: Eukaryota; Metazoa; Chordata; Actinopteri; Cypriniformes; Danionidae.
UGUUUCUCAGGACAUCAAGGAGAACAACAGCUCUGAAUCACUUUCUGUUCUGUUUUACACCUUUCAUUUCAAUCACUUCUAAGUAUCUAAGUAAACUGUGCAUUUAAAUAACACAUUAAUAACAGUAAACAACUUCAGUUACUUCUGGUGUUGUGUUGAAAUAAUUUGAAACUAGCAGGAAGAAUCAGGUUCAUGGACCUACAGUAUGAGGCCAUCUUUAGAUGUCAGCUCUCUCCCUCCACACAGUAAAGUGUAGAUAGGAUACAAGGCCGGCCGGAACUGCAAAUACACAUCAAUACAGAAGCAUUUUUUAUGACACUGUAUAACAAUAAUUUAUAUUUUUACAGUACUGUGACGGUUAGGGUGGUUGUAGACAUUAAUGAAAUACUAUUUAUUGGGUAAUUUAAUAGAUAAUAUAAAUCAUAUUCGUUAACUUCCGGCCACAAACGUAUCUGAUCCAGCAACAACCCCUACACACUCUUGCUUCACUCGCUCUGCUGCUAGACUCUCUUUAAGAGCAGUGUAGGUGCUGUGAGGCUCUCUGGAGCUACCAUCACGUAAGCUAUUAUACCUGCUCAGGAAUAUUCCCACAAACCAUUUCAUUUUGCCACACUUUCUAUUAGAUAGGCCUGUGAUGUGCUGGUAUCAGUAGUUGAAGAUGAACAAACCAUUUUAAGGGCCUUGCAUUUAUUUAGGCCUGUUUGCCUUAAAGAAUACCAUAAAGAUGUAGUUAGAUGGUAUUACAUGCUCAUAUUAAAUUGACUGGACAUAUUAAAGAGUUUUGAUAAUGAUGUUCAGAUAAGUUGCAAUAAACAGUAGUUUAUUCCCUUUUAAUAAUAAAGUAAUGGAUGUAUGUAGGUGUGCAUGGUCAAUGCAUCACAUCUAAUACAUUUAUCUGGUCCAAAAUGUUAAAUUACCAAAUGUUGGUAUUAUAAUAAAACAUAAUGGACACAUAAUGGCAGUUUAUUCCGCUAUGGCGACCCCAAUCAGGGACUAAACAUGAAUGAAUGAAUGGAAACAUAAUAAAACACAUGUUGUAUUAUUUACACCCUGACAGCAGGAUUGAAUGCCUUUAUUUAUUACAAGUGUUUGUAAUAGUUCAUGAAUUUUUUUUUUGUGAAUUCUUUAAUAGUUCUAAAUGGGAUCCAUUUAUUUAUGUGUUGUCAGAAUACAGCAUUUAAUAAUAAGGGGGUUCUUUGUAUCUUAAUUAUAACUUUUUUUCGUUAAGCUAUUAAAAUUCCCUUAUACCAUAAUGCAUUUAUUUAGUUAGAGCAAAUAUGUUCGGGUAAUAAGCUGAAUAAUUUCCAGUAAAAGUUCGACUGACACAUUAGAGCUGUCAGUGCUGCAUUGCUGCUGAAGGCCAUCCGCUGUAUAUGCAUGCACCAGACUGCGGUUCAGUCGGCGACCCGCGCUAAAGCAGCGCGGGAAAGUGUGUGACAUUACACGUGACCGGAGAUUUUGCGUCCCCACCGCGACCAUCCCCUCCCCCCCACACACACACCUGCGACACAGCAGGACAGGGUCAGAGAGGAUGCUGUGAGUAAAGGCGCGAAGACGUCAACAUGUCUGAAGGACAGGACGAUAAAAGUGACAGAUGCUCUGGAUGCACAGAAUUUGCAGUGGAUGAGGUGACAGCUUGUGCUAAAGAAGAGACAAAGCUUAACAAGAAAAUACUUGGUUAUGCUUCAGAAGAAUCUUCAUCAAGAUCAGAUAUCAGUGAGGAUGAUUACGUGCCAGAUACUGAAGAGUCUGACAGUAACACUUCAGAAAAAGUAGAGAGUUUAGUAAAAAAGAUAAGUAAUAAUAAGAAAAAGGUAAAGUCAACUUCAAAUGUUUUACUGCCUAUUCUGCUUCAAACCAUUCAGUAAAAUCGCACGUCACCUAGAGUCUAAACAUAAAGAUAAGCCAGAGGUGGCAAGAGCGAUUGCUUUUCCGAAAGGCUCUAAAGAGCGAAAAAUACAGCUGAGUUUGUUAAGGAAUAAGGGGAACCGAUGUCAUAACGCUCAGGUACUCAGUGAAGGAAGAGGAACGGUGAUUCCUAAACAACAAUCCACUGCACCAGUAAAUGCAAGUGAUUAUUUGCACUGCAUUAACUGUUCAGCGUAUCUGAAGAGAAAAUCGCUAUGGCGGCAUAUGCAAAGAUGCCAGCUGAGCCAGAAAAUUAACAAAAUGAAGCCAGGGAAAACUCGUGUUCAGUCACUUUGCUCAUAUGCUGAACCUGUUCCAGACAGUAUAAGUGAAAGGUUUUGGAAAAUGGUGCUUGAUAUGCAUGACGAUGAGAUAACCCAUGUUGUCCGCAAAGAGAAAAUCAUACUGAAAUUAGGGCAACAUCUCUUCAAUAAGCAUGGCCAUGAUGUUACGAAGCAUGAAUACAUCAGGCAAAAAAUGCGUGAAACUGGACGUCUUGUCCUCGAAGGGAAAAAAAAUGGUAAGCUGAAGGAGGUGUCUGAUUUCUUUAUUCCAGCUAAUUUCCCUUAUGUUAUUCAAGCAGUUCACAGUGUAGCUGGCUUGAACGAAGAGACAAGCACAUUUAAAACACCAUCUUUAGCACUGAAGUUAGGGCACAACCUCAAGAAGAUGGCCAGCAUUAUUGAGUGUGAUGCCAUGAUGGCAGAUGAUAAGAAUAGUCUUAGCAACGUGCAAGCCUUCAAGCAAAUAUGUGACACUAAAUGGAGUGAGUGUGUGUCAUCCCAGGCCCUUCGUAAUUUGAGUGAAGUUAAAUGGAACUGUCCACAGCUUCUUCCGUUUGCGGAAGAUGUGAAGAAAAUGCAUCAGUAUCUUGACUGCCAAAGUAAGGCAUAUCAAGCAAGACUUGAGGAAGAACAAAGUAUGAAGCACUGGGCAGAACUUGCCAAAGUCACGCUUUGUCAGGUGAUACUAUUUAAUCGAAGAAGGGAAGGAGAGGUGUCUAAGAUGUCACUUAAUUCGUUUACAUUAAGGGACACAUCCUCAACUCAUCCGGAUGUUGAGCUUGCUCUGUCCGAUCUAGAGAAGUCACUUUGUAGUCAUUUUCAAAGAAUCGAAGUCCGAGGAAAACGUGGCAGAAAAGUCCCCAUUUUGCUCACUCCUAAUAUGGUCGUCUCAAUGGAGUUGUUGGUGAAGACUCGCCGCAGCUGUGAUGUGCCAGAUGAGAACGUCUUUAUGUUCGGAAGACCCCAAGCUCUCACUUUCUUCAGAGGAUCUGACGUCAUUCGUAACAUAGCAAAAAGCUGUGGAGCAAAGCACCCCGAGGCAUUGUCCUCCACCAAACUGCGAAAGCACAUGGCCACUAUGUCUAAGGUGCUAAACUUAAAAGAGAAUGAAAUGGAUAACCUCGCAGAUUUUUUAGGGCAUGACAUCAGGGUCCACAGGCAAUAUUACAGACUUCCUGAAGGCACAUUGCAGCUAGCAAAAAUUAGCAAAGUCUUGAUGGCCAUGGAACGAGGACAGCUUUCACAGUUUAAAGGACAGAAUUUGGAUGAAAUCCAGAUUGAUCCCCAAGAGAAACUUUUGCUAGACAGUGAUGGAUCCGAGUCUGAAAAUGAGAUUGAGUCAACUGGAAAUGGUGCCUCACCUUCAAAUUCAGCAGAGAAAUCAAAGAAGUCUGCUGAGGUUGGACAACACCAAGAACCAUCCAAAGGAGGCAAGAAUCCUAAAAAACUGCAGCCGACUAGCAAGGACUUGCCGGAACCGCACAGAACAAAGAGUAAGCUGUUUUUUAAAAUGUCUUCUGAAAUAAGUUGCCCUUUCUGUUUUUCUUCUAAAGUUUAUUCAUGUACAUGCAAGGUAGACGUCACAAACGGAUUUCCUUCUAGUCAUUAUCCAUGAAUUCAAUCAAUACUGCCUGCUUCAUACUGCGGGCAC